UUGCAGCUGGGCCGACGGAGCAGCGCCAGAGCGCGAGCGGGCAGCCUCAGCAGCAGCAGCAGCAGCAGCAGCAGCGCCGCCAGCCCUUGCUCGUGGCUCGGCUCUGGCGCCAUGCAGGCGUGGAGGGAAGACGAGGAGCUGAACUGGGGAUGCCCCGCCGCGGAGAAAGGCAGCUAGCCCGGCAAGAGGAUGGCGGCGGCGGCGGCGGCGGGCUGCAGCCGGAGCAGCAGGGAGGCACGAGCGCCUUUGCGCCAGCCGUCGUGGGCUUGGGCUGCCCGGGCCGGGCGCUGGGGAGCCGGGGCCGGCGCGGCGUUGCUGGCCGCUCUCUGCUACCUGAACUCCCUGCGCGGCGAGUUCGUGCACGACGACGUGUGGGCGAUCGUCAACAACCCGGACGUGCGGGCGGGAGCCCCCCUGGCGGCUGCCUUCGGGAACGACUUCUGGGGCAAGGGCAUGGCCGAGAACACCAGCCACAAGUCCUACCGCCCGCUCUGCGUCCUCACCUUCAAGCUGAAUAUAUUGCUGGCUGGGAUGAAUCCCUUCUAUUUCCAUGCCAUGAAUGUAGUCCUGCAUUGCCUGGUGACGCUUGUGCUGAUGUAUACUUGUGACAAAGCCGUUUUCAAGGACAGCCGCCUGGCUUUCGUCACGGCCCUCUUCUUUGCUGUCCACCCAAUUCACACUGAGGCCGUAACAGGUAUAGUCGGCAGAGCAGAUGUCUUGGCCUGUCUUCUAUUCCUUUUGGCUUUUCUCUCCUAUAAUAGGAGCAUGGAUCAGCUUUAUGUUGGGGAACAUUUCCCUCCCACUGCCUCUCUCUUCUUUUUGCUGCUGAGUUUGUUUCUUGGGACCUGUGCAAUGCUGGUAAAGGAAACGGGGAUCACCGUCUUUGGUGUCUGCUUGGUAUAUGACAGCUUCCUGCUUUCACAAAAUAGACUCCGACCAAAAAAUGGAGGGGUGCAUCAGAAGAUUUCUCGGCAUCCUGCGGUUCCCCUACAUACUUCAUUGCAAUUUCCAUCAUCCAGUAGGGAAAACGGGAAGCACCGCGUUGCUCACAAGGGGACCUGGAAUUCUUGCCACCCUGCACCGCUGGAAGAACGGCAGCACAACAGCCUUUCUGUCUUGAGCAAAGUUGUAUGGGCUGUACUAAGUUAUCUGACCAUAAGUAACAAACAGAAGUUCUUAUACAUCACAAGACCUUUUUUGAAAAGGGCUGCCUUGGUACUUUCUUAUGUGAUCUUACUUUUGUAUUUUCGUCUCUGGAUAAUGGGAGGUUCUAUGCCAGCAUUUUCAGAACAGGAUAAUCCAGCUUCAUUCUCACCGCAUCUUCUUACAAGGUUUCUGACUUAUUCCUACCUUCUGGCCUUCAAUGCCUGGCUUCUGCUCGCUCCAGUUACUCUGUGCUAUGACUGGCAGGUUGGGAGUAUCCCUUUGGUUGAAUCAAUCUGGGACGUGAGGAAUUUGGCCACAGUUCUCCUGGCGGUGGUGGUGAUGCUGCUGGGUCUGCACUGCAUAGUAGCAUUCAAGAAACUGGAACACAGAGAAGUCCUAGUUGGCCUGUUGUUCCUGGUUUUCCCCUUCAUACCAGCUAGCAACCUCUUCUUCAGGGUGGGAUUUGUUGUGGCAGAGCGUGUCCUGUAUAUGCCUAGUAUGGGGUACUGCAUCCUCUUGGUCCACGGCUUAAACAAGCUUUGCACAUGGCUAAAUAAAUGGGGAGCCACUGCAGCGACCAUCUCAGCUUUGCUGCUGUUGCUGUUCUCCUGGAAAACUGUGAAACAGAAUGAAAUCUGGCUUUCAAGGGAGUCCCUUUUCAGGUCAGGAGUCCAGACUCUGCCCCAUAAUGCCAAAGUACACUACAACUAUGCCAAUUUUUUGAAAGACCAAGGACGCAACAGUGAAGCCAUCUACCACUACAAGACAGCACUCAAGUUGUACCCUCGUCAUGCAAGUGCCCUGAACAACCUUGGGACAUUGACCAAAGACCUGGCAGAGGCAAAGGAGUACUACAGCAGAGCCCUCCAGCUAAAUCCACAGCACAAUCGAGCUCUCUUCAAUCUUGGGAAUCUGCUCAAGUCCCAGGGGAAGAAGGAAGAAGCUGUUCUCCUACUAAGAGAUUCCAUUCAGUAUGGGCCAGAGUUCGCAGAUGCUUACUCCAGUCUUGCUUCACUGUUGGCUGAACAGGAUCAAUUAAAAGAAGCUGAGGAAGUCUAUCAGGCUGGAAUAGAGAACUGUCCGGAGAGCUCUGAUUUACAUAAUAACUACGGGGUUUUCUUAGUUGAUACCGGAUCUCCUGAGACUGCCAUUUCCCAUUACCAGAAGGCCAUCCAGCUAAGCCCCAGUCAUCACGUGGCCAUGGUGAACCUGGGCAGGCUGUACCGCUCCUUGGGGCAAAACAAAGAUGCUGAAGUUUGGUAUAAACGAGCACUGAAAGUAGCAUGGAAAGCUGCAAUCUUGUCUCCUCUUGGAGCUCUGUAUUACAACACAGGGCGAUACGAAGAUGCGCUAAAGGUGUACAGAGAAGCUGCAGUGCUGCAGCCAUCCAACAAGGAGACUCGGCUGGCCCUGGCUCAAGUUUUAGCGAUGAUUGGCCAAACCAAGGAAGCGGAACAAAUGACCAACCAUAUUGUGACCGAAGAGGCAGAGUGCCUGGAGUGCUACCGCCUUUUGUCAGCCAUCUACAGCAAGCAAGAGAAUUACAACAAGGCACUUGAAGCCAUAGACAAAGCUCUACAGCUGAAACCAAAGGACCCUAAAGUCAUAUCAGAACUGUUUUUCACUAAAGGAAACCAGCUAAGAGAGCAAAAUCACCUGGAUAAAGCUUUUGAGAGCUAUAAAGUGGCUGUAGACUUCAACCCAGAGCAAGCCCAAGCCUGGAUGAACAUGGGAGGGAUUGAGCAUAUCAAGGGUAACUACAUCACUGCACGUGGCUAUUAUAAAAAAGCGUUAGAGCUGGUUCCAGAUAGCAAGCUGCUGAAAGAGAAUUUGGCUAAAUUGGAUCGCUUAGAAAAACGGCUACAGGAGGUUCAAGAGAGAGGAUGAUGGGGACAGCCUGAUGAGUGUAAUGCCUCCUGGAGAUGAGUGGAUACUGUGGAAGCCCCGGUGUUCCCAUAUGACAGAAGCAACCUGAAAGGACCUGUGGGGGCCAAUGGUGACCCAGAAUAAGAAGGGCACACACUUGAAUCGCCAAAAGCUAUGGAAGUCCUGCUGUUUCUUUCUGGAUGUGCUGUGGAAUGGGUGAAAACCUUAUCUUAAUCCAGAUUUAUAUUUGGAUUUGUCUCACACUACUUGCCGUUCAUGCUGACAGUGGGAAAUGCUUAUGUAAUGUUCAGGUCUCUCAUGUGUUAAAAUAAUGGUGAUAAUAAUCAAGCGCAGGGAUGAUUGUGGGAAGUGAAAUGAUGGCCUGAUUCAACAAGGACUGGAGAAGAUGGUUCCCAUUAUUCAGUCUCACUAAAAGAAGAAUUUUACCAUAGAGGCCUACCAAAGCCAGGCUCCUGAUUGGCCAAGAAGAUGGUGGCAGCAGCCAAAGAGGGAAAGAGACAGUGGCAGCUCUUGCUGACAGAAAUAGCAGCCAUCUUCUAGGCCUUAACAGGGAUUCUGGUAGCAAUUCCUGGGAAGUAAUUGUCCGGUUGGUGCAGCUAGUUCUCAGCUGAAUAUUUUGAUCCUGAGGGUGAUUCCAGGAGAAGAAGUCUGUAAUACGAAAAGUCUUUUUUGUGGCAGUUUCCAUUCAAGAUAUCACAGCAAAGUUAGAAGCGUAGAUAGAUUUUCAUUUUCUCAGUCCAGACAAUAGGGUGCUUGCUGCUGUUGUUUUUGUGGAGAAUGAAAACAUCAGAUUGAAAAAAAGCAGGUCUGGGAAAAACCAAAAUAGCUCACCUCAUAUCAAUGAUAUUAAGGCCCACAGUUUCUCUUGAAACAUAAUUAGGUUGUUCAGAAUAUAGGAGCUGAGAUCCAAAGACCUCCCUCCAUGUAUGUAAGGUCCUUCCUAUGCACGCUGGAUUUUUUUCCCAACCACAGUUCCUUGUGCUACCUCGGAGGCUGACCCAGGAGGUCUCUGGAGUUUUCAGGGCAGCUUGUAAGUUGGUGGCACAAGGGGCUGUUGUGAGAACACAGGAAGCUGCCUUAUACUGAGUCAGACUAGCAUGGUCUACACUGACAGGCAGCGGCUCUUGAGGUUUUCAGAUGGGGGACAUCUCCAGUCCUACCUCGAGAUAACAGGGAUUGAACGUGGGAUCUUCUGCAUGCAAAGCAGAUGCUCAACCACUGAGCUACAACCCUUCUCCAAAGGAGGAAGGAAGGAAGGCCGGCCUCAGAAGGGCCACUAAGCACCCUCAACCCCCCUGAGUAGCCCUUUGGAUCUCAGCUAAGGAUAGAGAUAACAGGACCAUUUUUCAAAUGGCUACAAAGCUUUUGAAUUGAUUUGUUUAUGAAACUUGAGGGAACGAGUAAAGAAAGGGAUUUUUGAGGCACCUAUUUAUCCCCUUCAUAUGGAGAUUCCCCUUCCCCUUCUCCCAUUGAUUAAAAAGAGAGAGAGAGAGAGAUUAAAAUAUAACAGAGGAGAAGAAAGCUCACAGGGGUUGGGUUCCUUUUUUUAGUGUUAUUUAUUUAACUUUUCUUGUGGAGUAAGUGAUAGAUGAUAUCUUUCACUACUGGAAAUGUAACUAAACUUGUGGAUGUUGCCCUUAUUUUUAUGAAGCUAGAGAAGGUAGCACCCAUGGGGGGAAUGUAUGUGAAUAAUAGUUAAUAUUUCUAAAGGUAGCCAACAUGGUGCCCUUCAGAUUUUCUUGCAAUACAACUCCCAUCAGUCCCAGCCAGCAUAGCCAAUGGUCAGUGAUGAUGGGAGUUGUAGACCAACAGUAACUAGAGGGCACCAUAUUGGCUGCUCCUUUUUAGAGCAUAUUUCAGAUGUCUCAGAGCUCAAUGGAUUCUUGUCCUCCCAAACCUUAUUAAACCCUGGUAAAAUGAGGAUUACACAUGAUCCUUAAAAGAGCUCAGACCUCAUGUGCAUUGAAGGGGCUCAUGUUGUUAAGUGAAGAGACCCUCUGUCAACAAAACCACUGCACUUUUGGUUAUGUGAACAGAUCUGUGGAGACUCUUGAGGAAGAGGAGCUCUGGGUCUGUACUCAGCAUCACAGGAAACCAGCAGUAAUACUCUACUAAAACACGCAGCUCUGUAAUCCAACUUGUUCCUACCUCUUGCUAGAAAUAGGCCUCACCGAGGAUUGCUUCUGUUCAUGUUUUACAGUUUCUAUCAAGUGAGUACAGAUGACCAUUUACUAACUAAUAAUAUGUCAUGAUAUACAUGUAACUCUGUGAGCCCCUAGUUUGUAUCGACCUGCUAAUUAAUGAGGAAUGUGUUACCACACUUCCAGAAGAGUGGGGAGUAAGUAGUAAAUGCUUCUUGUCAGUUGCCAGGACAAUACCUACCCCCCCCACACACACAAGCUGUUUGAUUAAUGGUUGUCUGUACUUAACCAUUGUCACUAUAAUUAUCUGGGAAAACUUGACGUACAUUUUAAAUGCCUUAAGGCAUUCUAGAGUGGUAAAGAAGUGAAUCUUAAUAUCUUUCUUGGAAUAAAAGUAACAUUACUCUGGGUGGCCUUAAUAGUUAGACAGUGUGGCCCAGUAGAUCAAGAGCUGGGGGACCUGGGUUCAAGUUCCACUUUUGCUUAUGGACUUGGCCAAGUUAUUUUGUGUUAGCCUCCAUUCCCUAUCUGUAAAAUGGGUGUAGUACAUACAUUUCAUAUGGUUGUUGUGAAAGCAAAUGCAGUAAGAGUAAAAAUGCUGCAAAAAGUACAGAAGAUGGAACACCAAGGAACACAGAACCAGAUUUAUAUAUUUAUUAGUAAAUAUCCCUUCUUUUGCUUAAAUUCUUCAUACCACCCUGAGCAGAAAUCUGGAGGGGAAAAAAGUCUCCCAGCUGUUAAUCUUUGGCCUCGAGACAGGUAAAGUUAGUUAACAUGUCUAAGAUCCAUUAUAUCAUCUGCAUUUAUUUUAGCAUGCUUCUAAGUGCUAUUGGCUUUGGCAAAGUGUAAGCCCAAUUAUUAUAAAUAUUCUCAGUAAAACUAUUGUGGCAAAUACAACACAAUCCAUCAUGACGUUCUGCUGAGCAAACCCAGCUGAAAUAAAGAACUUCCUGACAGAUUGUGCAUAUAAGGUUUAAUCCAAUCAACGUUAGACAGGUUUUACAUGUGUUCACAUAAAGCAUUUUUGAGUCUUCUCCCACUGCUGCUGUGCAUGUGGGGGAAAAGGAAAUUCCAUUUUUAAAUGUGCUUGUAUCAAUAUUAAAUUGAUUGAUGGCCUUGCAAAAAUGUCGAUUUGCAAUCACAUCUCAACCUUCCAGGGUUUACAGUAUGUGUCACCUGUGAACAGAUGCAUUCUAGCUGAAGUGUACUUUUAAUCUUCUACCUACAAUUUCCCCCCCAUAGAGUUGUACACCAUUUGGAUUGAUAUGGGUUUGUUUGUUUUUUCAUUUUAAUCUUUCCUCCCUGCACAGAAGGAUGUGGGGGAACCUUAUCAGUUUCAUCCAUAAAGAUUUUUUUGCCACCUUCCUCAGUUAUAUGGAGAAACUGAAAUGGCUAGGAGGGAAGCCUUGUCAAUUUCAUAGAUACAGAUUUUCUUUUCUGUCUGUCCCUCUCAGCUUUCCAAUGAAGCUGAUGUAGUUGUGGGUCAAUUCUUCUCAAUUUCUUCAGUGCUGCCUCUUUUCCAUGCCUAUUUCCUAUUGCUGAAGAGGAGAGGGAAAGUUUCUGCUUUUCCUUCAAAAAAGCAUAUAUGCACAGAAGCUCUGGUGCAUAGCACACAUUAAAAUUUUAAUAAGAAGAUAAGAAAAACUGACAGACAACUUGUCA
Rhineura floridana is the source of this 6836-nucleotide messenger RNA. RefSeq names its product transmembrane O-mannosyltransferase targeting cadherins 1 (gene TMTC1). The record is from RefSeq and is a predicted model, not a curated record. The transcript has 20 exons. Gene Ontology annotation, biological process: protein O-linked glycosylation via mannose. Lineage: Eukaryota; Metazoa; Chordata; Lepidosauria; Squamata; Rhineuridae. Bases 190 to 3033 code for a protein of 947 amino acids. Gene Ontology annotation, molecular function: protein binding; mannosyltransferase activity.